GCAGCCCUGCUGAAUUCACAUCCGGGUCCUGUGCUGCUGCUGGUGUGCAGACAUUCGGUCCCGAACACAGCGGACCAAAACAGCGGUCAAACCUGACACUUUCCACGUUCAGGACGCUGAAUAAAUGGGAAUGAUGCAUCUCUGGUUUAAACAGAUAAGGGUGAUCCGCUCUUUCACAGACUGAAUGCAGAUCAAAACAAUCCACCAGCCUGUCUCUCUCUCACUACCGCCGCGCUCAGUUUAUAUAUUUUUCUUUCUUUUCGUCCUUCUCUUUUAUCUUGUUUUUACCUCCUCCACUACAGAACUCUCCAGGGCUCAUUUUUUAGUGGAUUUCUAAGCCGACAAAGAUGGGUGCAUUUCUGGAUAAGCCAAAGAUGGAGAAGCACAACGCUCAUGGUGAAGGCAAUGGCCUAUGUUAUGGCCUGAGCAGCAUGCAGGGCUGGCGUGUAGAGAUGGAAGAUGCACAUACUGCUAUCAUCGGCCUGCCCAACGGCUUGGACCCCUGGUCAUUCUUCGCUGUUUACGACGGGCACGCAGGAUCGCAGGUGGCACGUUACUGCUGCGAGCACCUCCUGGAGCACAUCACCAGCAACCCUGACUUCCAGGCUGGGGGCGGAGGAGGGGGUCCAGCCGUGGAGCCCAGCGUGGACAGCGUGAAAUCUGGAAUCCGGACUGGUUUCCUGCAGAUCGACGAUCACAUGCGGCAGAUCUCGGAGAAGAAACAUGGUGGUGCUGACCGCAGCGGCUCGACUGCCGUCGGUGUGAUGAUCUCACCCCGCCACAUCUACUUUAUCAACUGUGGAGACUCGCGGGGUGUGCUGAGCCGUGGAGGGGCUGUGCACUUCUUCACACAGGACCACAAACCCAGCAACCCCUUGGAGAAGGAGAGGAUCCAGAAUGCUGGAGGAUCUGUGAUGAUCCAGCGUGUCAAUGGGUCCCUGGCAGUGUCUAGGGCUCUGGGGGAUUUUGACUAUAAGUGUGUGCAUGGUAAGGGUCCCACGGAGCAGCUGGUGUCGCCAGAGCCUGAGGUGUAUGCUAUCGAGCGGUCGGAGGCGGAGGAUGAGUUUAUUGUUCUUGCUUGUGACGGGAUCUGGGAUGUGAUGGCCAAUGAGGAGCUGUGCGAUUUUGUUCGUUCAAGACUGGAGGUGACUGAUGAUCUGGAGAGGGUCUGCAAUGAAAUUGUGGAUACCUGUUUGUAUAAGGGAAGUCGUGACAACAUGAGUGUUGUGUUGGUGUGUUUCGUCAGUGCACCGAAGGUUUCCCCUGAAGCUGUCAAAAGGGAAGCAGAGCUUGAUAAAUACCUAGAGGGCCGAGUUGAAGAGAUCCUGAAGAGGCAGGGGGAUGAAGGUGUGCCCGACCUGUUACAUGUGAUGCGUACGUUAGCAUCUGAGAGCAUCCCCAACCUUCCACCUGGAGGAGAACUGGCCAGCAAGCGCAGUGUAAUUGAAGCAGUAUACAACAAACUUAACCCAUACAGGAACGAGGAUACACUUGGCGGGAUCUCACAAGCUGCUCUCCUCCUCUCUCCAUUCAAGGACUCUGCAUCCACGGAUGACAUGUGGUAGCCCUGCCCCUUUAAACACUGCACAGUUUACAACCCUCCAGAACCCUGCACAACAAGCUUUCCUACAGGACCCGGCACCAGAACCCUGCACAAGAACCCUCAACUACUACAGGACCAUCACAAGAACCCUACCACAGCCCAGCUCAGCUGCUCUGGAUUGUUCGGAGGAAGAAGAGGAAGGGAAUGAGGGCUCCCUCCCCUUGUUCAUAUAACGUUCCCUCUCAGUGCUAGGCAAUGGUACCUUCUGGAAAUUUUCUGCAUACUCUUCUGUCCUGAAUCAAUCUUUUCCUCAAAUCCUUUUAACUUUAACAUCACCCUCUUAAAAAAAUCCAACACAUUUAAUUUUUAUUUUUUUGGUGUAAUUAAUUUGAUUCACGUUUCCUUGUGUGUUUGUAUAUUUCAGCUUUUAUUUCUGUGAAGUGCAAUUGUCUUGUACAAAGAAAAGCCUGUAUUAAAUGCAGCUUGAUUUUGUAGUUUAUAGAAAAAAGACAAAAAUGGCACACCUUUAUGCCCUGCCUGCUUUAGUUUCCUCUCCAACAGCUGAAGCCCAACUGAUCUGCCUCCCUAUUUCCUUUCACUUCUUUCUUUUUUUUUUUUUUUUUUUAAACUAAAUAUAACUUUUUGUAUUGUUACUUUUUAAGUGAAACGGGUAAAUGAUAUGGGCUCACAGCACAGUACAGUAAGCUUUUUCGUAAAUCUCACAGCACAGAUGACAGUAAUCGGUAUGUUCUCUCAGUACUACUGUUUUUCUUUUUAUGGUGGGGUGGGUAUUUUAUUUUUUAUUUUUUUUAUUAUUUUACUUUUUUGAGGAAACCGCUUUAAUUUACUUAAUCUAAGCUGAAAUUGUUUGUGUGAAUGAGAAUCAAUGGUUUUGUGUGUGUGUGUGUGAGUGAGUGAGUGAGUGAGAGUCUAUUACCUGACGUGCUAACUCUGAAUAUCUCUCUUAUCAUCAACACUAGGACUAUUCUCUACAGUGUUCUGCACUACCGCAGCUCUUGAUUUUAUUUUAUUUUUUAAGAUUAAGUUGGUCUGGGAGCAUCUUAAAGGAUCUCCUGCACUUGCUGGAAAAAAAAGGAAUUGUUAAGAAGUACUCAGAACUGGGACAAGCCCAAUUAAGUGCGUUUAUGUAUGUGCUUGGUUGUCAGUGCAUAUGGUCUGAACGGGUGUUUGAGAUUGCAUGUUUGUUGUGUUUAAAAUGAUGUGGGUUUAAUGGGGAUAUUUAGGCUUUUGACACAAAUAUAUAAGGCUUUAGCUAUAGUGCUCAAUCACCCAUCUGCACUGCUGAGAGAGUGAUGAGUGAAUGCUUUCUGAAAUUAACACUCCUCAGAUUUUUCUUUGACAUAAACCAUUCACUUCAUCUCGUGCUGAUUUAAAUGUUAUCCGUUUCUUAUUUUUUGGAUGUGGUGAUUUUUUUUUUUUCUCUUCAAAGAACAAAUACAGUGUGAUGCAGUAAGCUGGCCUGGUUUAGGCCAGAGCCUGCAUGUGUUCCUCUGACCAAUAGGGAGCGCAACAGAGUACUGUUUGCUGCUAAAGUGUGUGAUCGAAUCAUUCUUUCAUUCAUUUGAAUGCUCUUAGUUUAUAUUCUCCUGCACCUUUUCCCCCAGUGCUGUAUGUAACGUAGUUCUAAAUUCAUUUGAACUGUUGUCUGAAACGUGAAAUGGUAAAAUCACCCCCUUUUGUGCUUACUUUCCCAGACUAUGGAAUAGAUUAUAUGAACAGGAGUUCCCUUGCAUCUGAUAAAUAUAAAUGAGUUUUAAAUGCAUUUUUUUCAGUCUAAAUCUGUAUAUUUGCGUACUAAAAAAAGGGUAGGUAAAAUGAUCACUUCAUUUUCGUGAACCUCACAGGGUGAUUUAUUAAGAUAAUAUUGUAACUAAAUGACAAUCUAACAGUGUUUAGCUAAUGUAAAAGGAAAAAUCUCCCUUUAUCCUCUCUGCUUUCAGCUUGUGUUAUAACACGGGCAUAAAGAUCAUUGUGUUUGUUUGUGGAA
Carassius auratus (goldfish) is the source of this 3551-nucleotide messenger RNA. Its product is annotated as protein phosphatase 1A. Lineage: Eukaryota; Metazoa; Chordata; Actinopteri; Cypriniformes; Cyprinidae. The transcript has 6 exons. Gene Ontology annotation, biological process: protein dephosphorylation. Bases 348 to 1565 code for a protein of 405 amino acids. The record is from RefSeq and is a predicted model, not a curated record. Gene Ontology annotation, molecular function: manganese ion binding; magnesium ion binding; protein serine/threonine phosphatase activity.